AUGCCUACUGAGAUCCAAUAUGGGGCUGAGGCAGGGGGGCGCGAGUGGGCCCUCAGCGGGGGGCCAAAACACAGCGACAACACGAUGAGGACGGGGACGAGACGGAGGAUGCCCGGACCUCCGACGGGCCCUGCCUUUAAAUGGCUUCUUCUCUUGUGUGCUUUGUUUUUCCCAGCUGAUGCUCUGCUCACUGGAAAGAACCUCCCUCUGUCCACCUCUGCCAUUACUUCACGCCUCCUCCUCUUCAACAAGACCUCUGAGGAUCCAAAAAAUGCCUAA
Molecule: messenger RNA, 279 nt
Organism: Knipowitschia caucasica
Lineage: Eukaryota; Metazoa; Chordata; Actinopteri; Gobiiformes; Gobiidae
Source: the annotation of a GenBank genome assembly